UUGCUGUUUACAGCGCGCAUGCGCAGAGAGCUGGCCGCGCGGCGUGUGAGAGAUGGCAUACACAGCUAAGAUUGGGCCCUCGGUUUUGAGUAGCGAUCUUUCCCAGCUGGGGAGGGAAUGCGAGCGGAUGAUGGAGUGUGGCGCUGACUAUUUACACCUGGACGUUAUGGACGGGCAUUUUGUUCCGAACAUCACGUUUGGCCAUCCGAUGGUAGAAUGUCUCCGGAAAGCUGUGGGUCCAAAUCCUUUCUUUGACAUGCACAUGAUGGUUUCCAGACCUGAACAGUGGGUUAAACCAAUGGCAGCAGCAGGAGCCAAUCAGUAUACAUUUCAUUUGGAGGCCACUACGAAUCCAGGAAGCCUCAUCAAGGAAAUCCGUGAGAGUGGCAUGAAGGUUGGUCUGGCUAUCAAGCCUGGAACCACAGUUGAAGAAUUAGCACAGUGGGCCGGACAAAUUGACAUGGCCCUAGUUAUGACAGUGGAGCCUGGAUUUGGUGGGCAGAAGUUUAUGGAGGACAUGAUGCCAAAGGUCAGCUGGCUAAGAAGUCAGUUCCCUUCCCUAGAUAUUGAGGUAGAUGGAGGAGUUGGACCAGACACUAUUCAUCGAUGUGCUGAGGCUGGUGCUAACAUGAUUGUGUCGGGCAGUGCUGUAGUGGGCAGUACAGACCCUCGAUCUGUAAUUGCCCUCCUCAAAGAUGUCGUCCUUGAGGCCAUUCAGAAACGGUCUCUAGACCGUUAAUAGCUUUUUUUGUUUUGUUUUGUUUUUCAACUAUCCAAAAUUAAAUCUCAACCUGUCUGAACUGUUUGAAUAGACAAGUCUAAGCUAAUUGAGCUCAUUAAUUGCCUUGGGAGUCAGAACUGAGAAAUCUGUCUCUUAUGACUUUUUUUUUUUUUCUUAAGGCCUUUAAGACCUUAGAGUUAAUGCUUGUGUCAUUGGGAAUAUUGUUCUUUUGGCCUUUGUUUUAUGCUAGUAGAUGGGAACCCCAGUACAAACAGCCCUAGAAUAAACAGCUCUAGAAUGGUUAUACCACUAAAUAUAAGGUGAUAAGUCAGAAAGUAAUUACAAGAGUUGGACUGUAAUGGCCAUUAUUUAGCUUGUACAUUCCAUUCAUUUUUCCUUUAGGAAAAUUGGAAACAAUGUUAAUGUAAAUAAAAGCUGUGGUACA
Pangasianodon hypophthalmus (striped catfish) is the source of this 1166-nucleotide messenger RNA. It is a transcript of the gene rpe, whose product is annotated as ribulose-5-phosphate-3-epimerase. Gene Ontology annotation, cellular component: cytosol. Gene Ontology annotation, molecular function: D-ribulose-phosphate 3-epimerase activity; metal ion binding. The transcript has 6 exons. The record is from RefSeq and is a predicted model, not a curated record. Bases 53 to 739 code for a protein of 228 amino acids. Gene Ontology annotation, biological process: pentose-phosphate shunt, non-oxidative branch; carbohydrate metabolic process; pentose-phosphate shunt. Lineage: Eukaryota; Metazoa; Chordata; Actinopteri; Siluriformes; Pangasiidae.